CUCUUCAACUUUUGAAACAAGUGUUCUCUACUUUCUCUUCGUUCUUUCUGGGGGUAGAACCGAAUAUGACUGACUGCGGCGAGUACGGUGGUAGGUACCGGAGAUAUACUAGACAACCUUGAAAGACAGAGGUCACGAUUCACCGAACAAGAGUAAAAAGAGUAGUGUCGCCCCUGCAGAAUUGGCUGCUCUCUAACGCCAUCGUGAAUAUGAGCGCCAGAGAGAGCGGAGGAGGGAAUUCCAACUUCACCGUGGAAGGGAAUCAGAAUCUGGCGGAGGAGGAGGGGAGUAAUCCCGCUCCGUCAGCGACGUCGUCCGGUGACGACACAGAGUCGUCGUUGUCCAUCCUGACGGCGCCGUCGGAGGCGCCGCCUCCAGAGCCGGUUUUCGGAAUGAUGACGGUGUCGGGAAGAAUGCAGGAAAUGGAAGAUGCGGUAUCCGUGCAAACGAACCUUUGCCGGCCGGAGAUCAACCGGGGGCUGCCGGUGCAUUUCUUCGGCGUCUACGAUGGUCAUGGAGGAUCUCAUGUGGCGAACCUGUGCAGAGAGAUGAUGCACUUGAUAUUAGAGCAGGAGUUGAUGAGCGUGGACAACACGCAGGAGGGUGCGCAUGGUGGUGAACCAGGCGGCAAGGAGAUUGAGAAUAAAGAGGGGUGGACAAGAGCCCUGAAGAGGUGCUUUCAGAGAAUGGACGAGGUGGUGCUAAACUCCUGCUUGUGCAGAAACGAUUGGCGGCAGUGCAGCUGCCGCGGCAUCAUGGAGGUGGAAAUGACGGGGACCACGGCGGUGGUGGCUAUUAUCACCACUGACCACAUUGUUGUUGCCAACUGCGGGGAUUCACGCGGCGUCCUCUGCCGUGAAGGCACCGCCAUCCCUCUGAGCUUUGAUCACAAGCCGGACAGAUCAGAUGAACUUGCUAGGAUAAAAUCCUCUGGAGGCCGAGUUAUCAUUAUGAAUGGAGCAAGAGUUGAGGGAAUGCUUGGAAUGUCACGAGCAAUUGGAGACAGGUAUCUAAAACCAUUUAUAACAUCAGAGCCUGAGAUAACAUUCACAAAAAGAGAGGCAGGAGAUGAGUGUUUAAUUCUGGCAAGUGAUGGCUUAUGGGAUGUUUUGCCUAAUGAGGUGGCUUGUGGGGUAGCUUCUGGGUGCCUUCGACGAGAGUCUCAUGCCACUACUGAAAACCUUAAGUCGGAGGAUUGGAAAGAAAGUGAAAGCACUGGACAAUUUUACCCAAAUCAUACUACACAGGCUGCUGCGCUUCUCACCCGCCUUGCUUUGGGACGGCAAAGCCUUGAUAACAUUAGUGUUGUCGUUGUUGACUUACAAAGGAGUUGAAAUGAAGGUCGAAUGGAGUAGAAGUGGAUGGAAUUGUCCAUGUUUGAUUGAAACUAAUUUGCAUGUUUAGGUUUCUUUGUUCUAGACGAAAAACCUUUAUGAUCAUUUGGACAAAGGAGAUUAUAGAUGGAUAGCUUGCAAGCAUUAUAAUGGCUCCAUUCAA
Molecule: messenger RNA, 1497 nt
Organism: Vitis vinifera (wine grape)
Lineage: Eukaryota; Viridiplantae; Streptophyta; Magnoliopsida; Vitales; Vitaceae
Product: probable protein phosphatase 2C 75
Exons: 4
Coding region: 210-1334 (374 amino acids)
Biological process (GO): protein dephosphorylation
Cellular component (GO): cytosol; nucleus
Molecular function (GO): protein serine/threonine phosphatase activity; cation binding
Source: RefSeq, a predicted model, not a curated record